AAACUGAUAUAGGAGCACGCAAGGGACACAUUGAUCCUCCUAUAUGCAGCACCAAGAGAAAACAAAACAACGAAUUCAAAUUUUAUAAGACAAUAAAAAUUUCUUUAGAAACAACAAAAAAUCUUGGUUUAUCGUGAGAAUAUGGCUUUAACAAAAUUAACAUUGUUUUUGUUCUUCAUGGUGGCGGUGACUUUGUUUAGCAGUGCAUUAACCCGCAAAGCCAACCAAGAAAAGCUAAAAGUAUUGGUGCUCUAUGAGUCUUUGUGUCCGGAUAGUGUUCGUUUUAUGCAACGUCAACUGGGGCCCAAUUAUAAUGACUUAAAGGAUUACAUUGAUAUAUCCCUGGUGCCAUUUGGCAAGUCCUAUUCCGAGAAUAAUGGUGCUCAAUUCUAUUGCCAACAUGGACCCAAAGAAUGCCUGGGAAAUCGUCAACAAUCAUGCAUACUACAACAGACCAAUGAUCAAGAACAGCAAGUGGAGUUUGCCGUGUGUCAAAUGACAAUUUCCAAUAAAUCCAGAGGAAUUGAUGAUUGCGCCAGAUCAUCCGGUCUAUCCAAUGACAUCGAUACAUGCAUGACCAGUGAGUUAGGUACUCUGCUGCAACUGGAAGCGGAACAAAUUACGCACUCGUAUGCACCAACAUUUGUGCCCACCAUAGUUUAUGAUGGUGUUUUCGAUCAACAACUGCAGGACAACUCAUUGCGUAAUUUCCGUGGUACUGUUUGUUAUUUGUUGCAAAAACGAGGUGAUAUUUCCUUACACUCUGAUGUCUGUCAGUAAUGGCUUGAAUGGCAAGGAGGGAAUACAUGGGGAGAAAUAAGUACCGUCGAAUGCUCAUGAAACAACUUUAACGUAAGACUAUGUAAACAACAACCCAACGAUCAAAAUCUUUGCUUUGGCGCAAAUUAAAAGAAUAAAAAAAAAAUUACGAGUAUUAAUUUUUUUGAUAAAUAAAACAGAAAUGAAAACCGAAAAAUGUGGGUCAAUA
This is a messenger RNA of Stomoxys calcitrans (stable fly), 988 nucleotides long. Its product is annotated as GILT-like protein 1. The transcript has 5 exons. The coding region runs from base 142 to 780 and encodes 212 amino acids. Lineage: Eukaryota; Metazoa; Arthropoda; Insecta; Diptera; Muscidae. The record is from RefSeq and is a predicted model, not a curated record. Gene Ontology annotation, molecular function: oxidoreductase activity, acting on a sulfur group of donors, disulfide as acceptor.